GCGGCGGAGCAGCAGGCCCGGAGGGAGGCGUGGCGUCCCUGUAAGCAGCUCGCGGGGAGGAGGAGGAGGAAACUCGAACCUCGUCCCUCGUUCACGCCCCCGCUCCUCGCCGCCGGCCCCCCCUCGCCCCCUCCUGCGCUCACGCCCUUGCCGUCCUCUUCGCCGUCGUCGCCGAAGCUGCCACCAUUAUGCUGAAACUGAGCAGCUCUGAGGAGGAGUCCGACGGAGAGGUGAAGGAGGAGCCCGGAAUCCCCGGGCGCGGACUGCCGUCGCGGUCCGGGGGCGCCAGCGCCGCCCACGACCACCAUGCCCCUGAUGGAGGCCCGCAGGCGCCCGCCCCCCACCCGUCCCUGCAGGUCCCCGGCGCCAACAGCUCGCUCCCGAGGAGACCGAGCAUGCGAGCGGGCCAAGGGAGCGUGUCCCCGGCGAGCACCCUCAGCGUGGACAACCUCAGCGUGGGCGGGGGCUCGAGGGCGAACUCUCUCCCUCGACCCACCUCGCCCUCGCCCUCCGUUAUGAGCGACAAGACCAUGACUCAGGAGGACCCCGCGGAAAAGCAAGAACGCGAGGAAGAGGAGAGGAAAAAGCGACUCCAGCUGUACGUGUUCAUCCUCCGCUGCAUCUCGUACCCGUUCAACGCCAAGCAGCCCACGGACAUGACCAAGAGACAGAUCAAGGUCACCAAGCAACAACUCGAGACGAUUCAAGGACGAUUUCAGAGUUUCCUGAAGGGCGAACUCCAGAUCGCAGCUGACGAAGCCUUCACUAACGCGGUGCAGAGUUACUACGAAGUGUUCCUGAAGAAUGAGCGCCUCCUGUCCAUGGUGAUCUCGGGCGCGUGUUCGCAGCACGACCUGAGGGAGGUCUUCAAGCACAACGUCGAGAAGAGAGUCAGGUCCUUGCCCGAGAUCGACGGCCUGAGCAAGGAGACUGUCCUGACCUCCUGGAUGGCCAAGUUCGACAUGAUCAUCAAAGGGGAGGAGGAGAGCAAACGCCCAGGCAGGAUGCAACAGAGCCUGAACAGCGAGCUCAUCAUGCCCAAGGAACAGCUCUUCGACAUGUUCCAGCAGAUCCUCAGCUUGAAGAAGUUUGAACAUCAGCUGCUUUUCAAUGCCAUGCAGCUGGACAGCCAGGAUGAACAAGCAGCAGCCAUCCGCCGAGAACUGGACGGCAGGAUGCAGAAAGUUGCGGAAUUAGAGAGGAAUCGCAAGUUGAUGCCCAAGUUUGUCGUGAAGGAGAUGGAGUCCCUGUACCUCGAAGAACUCAAGACCUCUAUCAACCUCCUGAUGGCCAACCUAGAAAGUCUCCCGGUGUCCAAGUGCUCGCAAGAGGGCAAAUAUGGCUUGAAAACCCUUAGAAAAUACAAUCACAGGGGUGGUUCAGUCCAGGCCAGAUUUUUGUUCUGGAUGAGUAUCAGGCUCGUUAUGGUGUCCGAGGUUGCUUCAGACACCUGUGUUACCUUGAAGACCUACUUGAUCGUGCUGAGAAGGGACAAAUGAUUGACCCGACUCUCAUACACUACUCCUUUGCCUUCUGUGCCUCCCACGUUCACGGGAACAGACACCAAACUACAAGCCCCGCCGAAGAUGGGACAGUGACAGUAGGCCAAGAACAAACUCAAGGCCAAAUAGCCCCUAACGUUCCAUUUCCAACAAGACCGGAUGGAGUGGGAACCGUCCUGGCUGAAGAGAAGGAGCGCUUCCAAGCCAUCAAGGAAAGGUUAAGAGUCUUACUUGAACACCAGAUUACCAACUUCAUGUAUUGCUUCCCAUUUGGUCGACCUGAAGGUGCCCUCAAAGCCACAUUGUCUUUACUUGAACGGGUAAUGAUGAAAGAUAUAGCAACUCCAGUGCCCCCUGAUGAGGUGAGAGGCAUGAUUAAAAAGUGCCUAGAGAAUGCUGCUCUCUUAAACUAUACCCGUCUGUCAGCUGAAACAAAGAUUGAAGGUGGAGACACCACUCUGCAAGAGGACCUGAGUGGAGAGUCAGCAGUGUCAGCGAGCAGGAAACUUUAUGAUCUUAUUCACCUCGCAGAGCUAUGUGUCGAUCUACUUCAGCAGAAUGAAGAACACCAUGCUGAGUCAUUCUUACAUAUGAUCUUCAUGUAUCAAUGGUUGUGUUCUGUGCUACAUUAA
Penaeus vannamei (Pacific white shrimp) is the source of this 2134-nucleotide messenger RNA. NCBI's taxonomy places the organism in Eukaryota, Metazoa, Arthropoda, Malacostraca, Decapoda, Penaeidae. The record is from RefSeq and is a predicted model, not a curated record.